Messenger RNA from Cylicocyclus nassatus, 318 nucleotides. NCBI's taxonomy places the organism in Eukaryota, Metazoa, Nematoda, Chromadorea, Rhabditida, Strongylidae. The record is from the annotation of a GenBank genome assembly.
AUGCUGACAACGUUAUCCAAUACGGCACAGAUAGGAGGCUAUCUUGAAAUUAAAGGAGUAGCGUUACACAUCACUCGUUCAAAACUCUCACGUUCUAAAAUCGACAACGAUGAUCUAUCCAGCAUAUCUGUGGAAACGCUCCAUCCGUUCGUUAAGCCUUAUAUAACUGCGUCAGAAUUCAACAGAAUAUUGCUGAUAUGUCAUAUUUACUUUGAAUUGCAUCUAUAUAUUUGUUAUCUGCGUAACAAGUAUUUGGCUGUUGCAAUAUGGGAUGGUAUCAUCCGAGAUUGGCUUCGUUGGCUUGAUCGUUUUUUAUAA